This is a messenger RNA of Anopheles gambiae (African malaria mosquito), 7129 nucleotides long. RefSeq names its product armadillo-like helical domain-containing protein 3. Gene Ontology annotation, biological process: regulation of Golgi organization. Bases 304 to 1221 code for a protein of 305 amino acids. Gene Ontology annotation, cellular component: cytosol. The record is from RefSeq and is a predicted model, not a curated record. NCBI's taxonomy places the organism in Eukaryota, Metazoa, Arthropoda, Insecta, Diptera, Culicidae. The transcript is spliced from 3 exons.
CUCGUCCGAUAAAAUCGUAUCCGAUCAGCGUUGCCACCGCCCUUACGCUGUAUCUUGCGGCCGUUUACCGUCCCCAUUAACCGUGUAUCUUGGGGACCGCCUGUACCUUCUGCAAAUCGGCUGUCAUAAAAGAGAAGUUCUGAGACAUAAUUAAACAUAGUAUUUCUUGAGCUGAACCUUAUUUAACGAAUUAACGCCAGCAAAGUUGAGGGUGAAGUAACCAAAAAAUAGGCACUUAAGCCAGGAUAAUUCCUAUCAACAUAGCAGGGGCAACAUUGAAGUACUGCGACACGGUACAUUGUAAUGGCAUCUCGGAAAAGGUCUGGAUCUGGUACAAAACGGCCCAAGGAAAAAGUGGUCCAUAUUUACGAACAAUUAUGCCGCGGCGAAGAUCCAAAACUACUAAGCAUACAGUUUUGGGAAGAAUUUUUCUUACUGCAGCCAAACAUGGACAUGUUGGAAUGUGAAUUGCUCAAACUGAACCCAGAGCAAUACUCUUCUGCGAAACAAAAUAUACUGAAUUUGUUUACGGAAUGUAUACACACCCUGUCAUUCGGAAAUUCCAAGCGUGUGCACAAUGCGUUACAAACGAUAGCUGUGUUCAUACAUUUUCUAUUCCGCAAACAAACUGGCACAGGAGGUAAUGCUAAUGAUUGUCAUAAUGGCGCUACUAUGUCCUUAAAUAACACACUAGUUCCGUUUAUUACCAUAAACGAUAUCGAAGAUGAUAUGCGGGAAUUGCUGAAACAGCUUUACAAUAUAUUGACAAGCAAUAUUUCCACUGAUCGCCCCAAAGUUCUAUGUUUGAAGAUUUUGUUAAUAAUUGCGACAGGAAUCGAUAAUGUCAAUGAGAACAAUCUAAUAGAAUUCAUAAUAGGACAAAAUUUAUUUGAGGCAUUUAAACACAUCUUAAGUGACUCCAGUUUGAGAAACCUGCAUGGACACGAUGUUGUAACGCUGCUCACAAUUUUAGUAAAUUAUAGAAAACACGAGGGUAGCAAUCCAUAUGUCGUCGAACUUUCACUACUUGCGGAUGAGUUGGCUCUGAAUGGCUACGGACAAGUUAUCUCAUGUGUGCUAACUAUGUUCUGCAAGCAACAUCUUUUAAGUCUUACAGAGCUAACUACGUCUUCGUCAUGGUUUUCAUCAUUGUCAAACAUAGUUGGAAAUAUGUUUAUAUCGGACGAAUUAUGCUAUCGAAGCCAGCAGAUUCGGGGUUGAAAGUGAAUGAAAGGUCCAUACAAACUAGAAAGAAACAGAACAUUUAGCAUGCAGCCUUAACUGUUGCUAUAGGAAACUGCGAACUGAAUUCAAUUUGAGCAUACAUCUUUCAAUAACCAUGGCAACACCAUACACAAAUAAGAGGAAUACAGAUUUCAGAGGUUGUCCAACUAAGAGGGACAAAAAUGUACUGGAAAUCAAGGGACUGUGAAAAAUGUUCAAAUAAGAGAGGUUUCUCAAAUUGGAGAGGUGUCAAAUAAGAGAGGGUUCACUGUAGUAAGUGUUCAUGACUAGAUGCUUUUUAACUAGAUAUUCGCCAACUGGGGUGGAUCCCAGUUAAAAAUCACUUAAACGACAAAUGUAAAACAUCCGGCAUCAUUUGGUUAGCGGAAUUUGGGUCAAGUGUGUCAUCUUAAGCAUUUCAAGUUAUAACUCACUAAAACUUGUUUAUCAAAAGCCGAUGUAAAUCGCAUAGCCAUUUUACAUCUAUUUCCUCACUUAUAAAUGAGUUUCGCUUGAUAAAAGCGCAAACAAAGCUCUUUUUGAUGCGUUUUAAAAGGGUUGAAAAAUACGUUGUUUUUUGAGCUAUGGGGCGCACUCUUGCACCCGUAUGGAGCCACACGGCCUCCUGGUUAAAAUGAACGUAUUUCUUAGAUAAUUGGAGAUUUUUACGUUUGUGGCACUAGUUUAUGUAUUCCUUCAUGUCUUGAAUCUCCAAUGAACCCUUUUUGACCACAAACUCUGUACCGCAAUAUGGUCUACAACUAUGUUUACAUUUUUGACAGCUCGUGCCUAUGAAAUAUGAUGGCACACUUGCUUCAAAAAGAGGAGGUUCUUUUGUCCUUAAAGGUGUAACUUUUUUAAAAUUAUAUUUUUUAUAGUCAAAAAGAAAGUUUGUUUCAACUCAACAUACCCCACAUAAAAUUUCACGUUUUCUCAGCUUUGCGGUGGUAUAAAUAUGUUCUCGAUUGAUUGUUCGUAAGUUUUUGAGGGCUUAUUUGGUAUGGUUAAAAAACUAUAAUUUUCUGUUCAAUUUUGAUACUCUACAUUAUGCAGCUUAAAGCAAUUGUAAAAAUCGAUUAAUCCAUGUAAAAUUUGACACAGUAUACCUAGAUAUGAGAACAAAACCAUAUGUAUACUCUAUUGGUCAAUUAAUCAAGAUUUAAAGGGAAAAAUGCUUGUGGGCACUCUUAGCCCUAUGGUACUUUUGCCCCAAAUUCCACUUCGUACGGAUGCGAUUGGAAAAAGUAAAUCAUGGGAAUAGUUCUUUUUUUGGUUGCUUUGAUGGUUAUAUUGUCAUUUCAGUUAACGAAUAUCGGUCCGCUGACUGAAAAGUAAAAACUUCUCAGUUAGCGAAUACUUACUAAUAGCCGGCAUUCCAAAAUAAAUUGUUAAAAAUUAAUAGUCAUUUAAAAUGAAUCCUUGAGGCCCUUUCCGUUUUGAGUUCGUAGGCCUGUCAGCUGUUUGCUUUGUUUAACAGUUUUCGAGCAGCUAUGUGGGUAUAAUAUACAGGUGGGAUUUUUCCUAGGUGUAUGAAUUUAGAAGGCUGAUUUUUAUCGCUUCUGCUGCUGAGUGAAGAUUUUAAGAGUGUUUCGUGUAUUCGUAUAUUCUGUCCAAAAUUAAUGUUCAAAUUUGGUUAUAAAAACAUGCAAUUAGACCACCUUGACUACAUACACUUUGAUUCUAGAUUCCACCACUUGAUCUCUUUGAUCCACCUUGGGGUAAAUUUAAACAACACCGUCCCAAGUGACAUUUGCUCGAAAAUGUUUUCCCAUUUCUGCUCGAUUAGUACUCGAUACGCUUGAAAUUGUGAAUUUGUGUGUGAUCAAGUAUGUUGAAAGCGCCAAUAUUUGGUGUGUUCGUAAUGACCAAUUGUGCUGUCAAAUCUUCCGCACCUCCAAUCGUACCUGCUGUUUCGCAGAGAUACCCAUCGAACCGAUUAUAGCGAACCGAAUACCGCUUUUCUGAUAAAUUUGUUUGAAAACUUUUAUCGUGAUACGAGUGUUGUAUUUUAUUUUGCAUAAACUUUGUCAGUCAGUCUUUCCCCGAGUUACGCAAACAAUGCGUUCCGGAGACAUUCGCGUAAUUCGGAUGUUCGCGUAUGUCGAAUAUCACGUUUUAUAGCCAAAAUAUACUAUACAGUAGAACGUCGAUUAUCCGGGCAGCUCGGGACCGGACGGUUGCCGGUUAAUCGAUUUACACGGAUAAUGGUCCAAGAAAUGUCAAAUUCAUGUAAAAAUUAUAAUAUUCACUAGUUUUAUGAUUAAUUCACUUUGAAUUAAUCGAUUAUUCGUUAGUAGUAUAUUAUUUUAAUCAAUAACUAUAGGUUUAACAACUGUUCAUGAACAAAACUGAAUUUCGAAAAUACCACUAGACACUACAGAGCAGCACAAAAAACUGGUUGCCCACUUGACUAUCGCUGCAAAUUUUCGCCGUAUGUUUGAACAGCUGUCACAUUUAUGGGCACGGUUAAGCCGCUCAACGGUCAAUCCGACCCCGGAUAAUUAACGUUCUACUGUAUUAAUCAUCAUUUUUUUUAUUUAAUUUAGUUUAUUUAUGUAAUUUAUUACUUCAUUAAUGGUGGUGUGGAAAAUUCGGUUAUUUCUGUAUUUUUAAUGUCAGAAAGAUUUUUAAAACUUUUGGAAUAAUGCAAAUUAUUUUUCAAUUGACAAUUAAUUUAGAAAAUUGUAUAUGAUAUGACAUCUAAACUGUCAAGAAUAAAAAUUCGCGUAACGCGGGCAUUUCGGAGUGCACCAACGGCUCCGGAGCCGGCUCCGACUUUUUCCCGGAGCCGACUCCGCACCAACGGCUCCAGAGUCGGCUCCGUAUCAACGGCCGUCGACGAAUCAAUGGCUCCGGACCAACGGAUCCGGACCAACGGUUCAAUAGACACAGCAUUGUAUGAUAGCGUAAUAAAAAUCGAAUCGAAGAGGGUUCGAAUCGCUGGCUAGUUGGAGGCUUCGAUUGCCGUGGUUGUGGACACUUUUAGUUCAUUUUGCGGUUUGAGUUGAACAGCAUCGAAUGUGAUGUGAUAAGAUUUAAAAUUCAAUUCUCGAAGUGCAAGUGCAAAUCACGGUGUCGUUUGAAUUAGUUGAUAUUCAGUUUAUUGAAGUGUGUUUGUUCAAAUUAUUCAAUUUGCUAUCAGGUAAGUUUUAUACAGCACUGGCUGCAAAUUGGUUAAUUUAUUAAUUAUUAAUAAUAGUCUCCCAUAGGUUGUCUGCUAUGCCUACUACAUACAAUCCAAACUAUGAAAAUUCAUUUCCAUGGUGUUCUCCUGACCCGAAGGACGUAUAUGCAGCGGUUUGCAAAGGGUGUAACAAAAAAAAUAAAAAUCAACACUAUGGGUAGAGUGGCUUUGGUUAGUCAUGAAAAAAGCAAAGCACAUCAACAUAAUGUGUUGGUUCGAAAAACUAACCUUCCAAUCAGCCAUUUUUUACCAAGUAAGUGAAUAACCGUUUGACGGUAGUUAAAAACUUAACUUUUUGGUUUUUGGUAUGUGUAAAAGUUAUAACGUGUUUAGAAUUUUAAAGUAGCAAACUUAGGAUGGUGUUCUAUAUGGAAGUAUUAAAAAGAGUGUUUGCAGCAGAUUAGCCCUUUCCGACCGAUGCUGAUUGCGGGAGUAACAACAAUCAUCGUCAAGAACUGUAAUUAUUGCGGUUGACAAAAAUCUCAUCGCACACUUAACAGUAUUGAUGUACUGGGAAGAGUUUAAAUCGUAAUACAAAAAAAAAAAAAAUUGCUGCAGCAUAUUAGGUUUAAAAAUUAACAAAAAUUAACUGCUUGCGUUGGUGUUGCCGGCGGAACGGAAAGUUAAUGAAAAUCAGCAUCGGGUAGAACGUGUUAACACUUUCAUAGUUUUGCGAUAAAAAAAAGUUCAACUAAUUGUGUCCCAUUUUUAUAUAGCGGAAGUUGGGGCAAGUGUGCCAUUCGGGGCAAGAGUGCCACCAAGCAUUUUUCCUUAACAACUUUAGUUUAAUGAUCCAUUGUGUAUACAGUUGGUUGCUUUCCAAUGACUAGGUAUACUGAGCCGAAUUUCAUAUAAAUCAAUCGAUAUUUCUCAUUGUUUUGAACUGAUUUAUGUUGAGUUUCAAAAUUGAGCAGAAUAUUAUAAUUUUUUAAUCCAAACAAAUAAGCUCUCAAAAUUGAUGCGAACAAUUAACCGAGAAAAUUUUUACACCACCGUUUAGCUGAGAAAACGUGAAAUUUUUUGUGGGGUUAGUUGAAAAAAACUUUCUUUUAGUCACUGAAAAAUUCAAUUUCAAAAAAGUUACAACUUUUGAGGUAAAAGAGCCAUCUCUAUUUGGGGCAAGUGUGCCACCAUCUUUCAUAGGCGCGAGCUGUCAAAAAUGUAAACAUUGUUGUAGCGUGCUGCGGAAUGGUGCGCUUUUACGAGCGGAUUCUACUCCGGAAAAAACAGACCAGCAGCAACCCAUAUUGUGGAACAGUUGGUGGUCAAAAAGGGUUCAUUGGUGACUCAAGACAUGUAGGAAUACAUACACUAGUGUUACAAACGUAAUAAUUCCAAAUAUCUAAGAAAUAGCGGAACUUGGGGCAAGUGUGCCACCUUAAGCAUUUCAAGUUAUAACUCACUAAAACGUGUUUUUCAAAAGCUGAUUUAAAUCUCAUAACCAUUUUACAUCUAUUUCCUCACUUAUAAAUGAGUUUCGCUUGAAAAACGUGCAAACAAAAUUGUUUUUGAAGCGUUUUAAAAAGGGUCCAAAAAGACGUUGUUUUUUGGGUUAUGGGGCAAGAGUGCCACUCGUAUGGGGCAAGACGGCCACUUGGUUAAAAUAACCGUAUUUCUUAGAUAAUUGGAAAUUAUUACGUUUGUACCACUAGUGUAUGUAUUCCUACAUGUAUUUAGUCAACAAUUAACCCUUUUUGACCACCAACUGUACCACAAUAUGUUUUUUUUUACUGUUCUGUUUUUCUGGCGUGGAAUCCGCUCACAAUAGCGCACCAUUCCGCAGCCCGCUACAACAAUGUUUACAUUUUUGACAGCUCGCGCCUAUGAAAGAUGGUGGCACACUUGCCCCAAACAGAGAUGGCACACUUGCCCCAAAAGUUGUAACUUUUUUGAAAUUGAAUUUUUCAGUGACAAAAAGAAAGUUUUUUUCAACUAACCCCACAAAAAAUUUCACUUUUUCUCAGCUAUACGGGGGUGUAAAUAUUUUCUCGGUUGAUUGUUCGCAUGAUUUUUGAGAGCUUAUUUGGUUGGAUUAAAAAAAUAUAAUAUUCUGCUCAAUUUUGAAACUCAAUAUAAAUCAGUUCAAAACAAUGGGGAAUAUCGAUUGGUCUAUAUGAAAUUCGGCUCAGUAUACCUAGUCAUUGGAAAGGAACCAACUGUAUACACAAUUGAUCAUUAAACUAAAGUUUUUAAGGAAAAAUGCUAGGUGGCACUCUUGCCCCGUAUGGCACACUUGCCCCAAAUUCCGCUACGCUUAUUUUAACCAGGUGGCCGUCUUGCCACAUACGACUGGCACUCUUGCCCCAUAGCCCUAAAAACAACGUCUUUUUGGACCCUUUUUAAAACUCUUCAAAAACUGUUUUGUUUGCACUUUUUCCAAGCGAAACUCAUUUAUAAGUGAGGAAAUAGAUGUAAAAUAGUUAUGAGAUUUAAAUCGGCUUUUUAAAAACACGUUUUAGUGAGUUAUAACUUGAAAUACUUAAGGUGGCACACUUGCCCCAAAUUCCGCUAUGUGUUCGGUUAUAAAUUCAAUAUUUUUCUAUUUUUUGAAAUUGUUAAAAUCAUUAUUACAUGACUUAAUAUUAAAAAACGAAUUAAGAGUGUAUCAUAAGACACUUUCCUAAUAAAGUUUUUGUUAUAAUUCAUGUAUUUCAAAAUAAUCCAGAAGUACAAAUAACAUAUUCUAGUACAGGUCUCAGAGAAAUAAUUUUUGAUGACGAU